Messenger RNA from Phalacrocorax carbo (great cormorant), 2916 nucleotides. Lineage: Eukaryota; Metazoa; Chordata; Aves; Suliformes; Phalacrocoracidae. The record is from RefSeq and is a predicted model, not a curated record.
CCCGCCCGCGGCCCGGCCGCGCUUCCGCCCGCGUCAGCUGACUGCUGCCAACGAGCGGUCCCGGCCCCGGUCCCGGCCCGCCGAGCGGCCCCGCCAUGGCGGGGGUGGUGGUCAGCGGAGACCAAGUGUCCUACAUAAGUCAAGACUGUGAAGAAAUUCCAGAAUUCCUGGGAAGAAAAUAUGGACAUAUGGCAAAAAGGCUAGAUCUUAGCUUCAACUUGUUAAGGUCACUAGAAGGACUGAAAACAUUCAGUUACUUGGAAGAGCUGAUCUUGGACAACAAUCUACUCGGAAAUGACCUUCUGCUACCCAGGUUACCUCACCUCCAUACCUUAACGCUCAACAAGAACCAAAUAUCAGAAUUGGAGAGCCUUUUGGACCAUUUGGCUGAAGUUGUGCCCUCGCUACAGUAUCUCAGUUUGCUUGGAAACACGGCCUGCCCGAACGAACUGGUCUGCAAAGAAAAGGACGAAGACGACUACCAGAGAUACAGAUAUUUCGUCCUGCACAAAUUGACAAACCUGAAGUUUCUUGAUACUCGGAAAGUAACCAGAAGGGAGAGAGAGGAAGCCUUGGUAAGAGGCGCCUUCAUGAAAGUGGUUAAGCCCAAGGAUGCUAAGGCCUCCGGUGAUGCUGCCUCCACCUCUCCAGAGAUGCACUACACCCCUCUGCCGUCGGGAUCCAGAGACCUCACCAACCACAGAGGCAUAUUGGGAAAAUGCCGCUACAUUUACUAUGGAAAACAUUCCGAGGGCAACAGAUUCAUCCGAGAUGACCAGCUAUAAAACGCAGUGUGGUUUCUGGCCUCUUCAAUCCCUCCACAUAAGAAGCACAAAUUGCAUCUGAAUUUUGAGCAUGUAACUAAAGUCCUCUCGUGCCUUCUGCUGACUUUGCCAAGCCUGUCAAGAUCAUCCUUCUAUCUUAGUCUGAGUAGUCACAUAGAGAUUGACAUGAUUGCCUUUAAGCAGGUCCCAUCCACCAGUGUGACAGACAGCUGCAGCCGAGCACCCGGCCUGACAGGAGGAGCACCGUGAUGGAUUGCCUGGUCCAAUUGCUGCUUGCAGGAGAGCAGGGGUCACACCUGGGGCUGCAGUGAGCAUGCUCCAUCGGUCGGCACCUUAGCAAAAGCAGCGCGGUUAUCUCCCGCGUGCCUGUUGAGCGAAAGUGGCUGGUGAUAUCAAAGUGUUUAUAAAAGAGAGAGGCUAUAAUUUCAGAUGAAAAAGCCCUUAUCUGUUCGUAUUUUUUUCCCUGUGAAUUAAGUGCUUGUGUUUCUAUCGUCUCAUACGUGCUUAUACAAAUCCUUUCAUGGUGGGAUUUUUCUGUUUGGUCUCGUCCCUCCCCUCCCAAAUGAGCCUAGGUGGAUUAUUUUUUUCUUUCAAUAGGGGAAAAAAAAAAUAUAUCCUGAAAGUAUUUCAGCCAUGCAAAGUACUAUCAAUUUAUAUAUUUAUAAAAGGAAAAGGAUCUAAGCAAUUUUGCAGACAAACAAAAUUUGGUCAUUCUUAAAUUACAUCUAACUUUGACCUUCAGAAAAGGGACCGUUUUUGAACGCUGUAGAAUUGUGGCACUGUAUAUACUUGGAAGAAGCCCUCACCUGUGAUAUUGACAGCGUGUAUUAUUCCUGUUUUACUGCACAAGAUAUUUUUAACUUGUAUGGAGGUUACAUUUAGAAUUACAUGCUUAAAUUUGAAAAGAAAAAAGUGCUUAGAAAGAGUGAUAUAAAAUAAAAUUGCCACCAGAUGGAUAUGAUUAGUCAGAGGGGAAAAAAGUCAACAAAAGUAAAUGAUGGAAUUAACGUAACUAACAGCUUUACGAAUAUGUUCUAGAGAAGAGUUCUGAUUAAUCUCUUUUGACGUCUACGUAAGAAAGGCUGUUGUCAAAUUUUCAGUGGAAGAAAUAAAAAUACAUGGCAUAUUUCCUGCUUUGCUGAUAAAUAGGUUGGACAUACUUAGAAUCAUGAAGUUGUUACUGUGGGGGGUGGGGGGGCGAAAUUCCCAGUACUUCGUACAUAUAUUGUGUUGAGCGCUACUGGAUGCAGUGGGAUUGGCAAGGGAAUAUGCAAACAUUCUGACCUCUGGGCUGCUCCAGACCCAUGCAUAUUGGUCCCAGUCCAGCUGUCUGGCUGUUCUUGGCUUGUUUGAAGUUACUUGGUGGUCUUUAUUCACUUUCCUGGUUGAAAAAAAAUGUCACUUUUUGGAAGUUGCCUACUUUUGGGGGGCUGUUAGCAGCGAGUGGUGCAGGUGGAAGUGAACUGGAUGUUGAAGCCAAGUGUGAAAUCAGGUUUGACCGAUGAAAAAGAAUGAGACGCUGGCAGGGUGACAGAGGAAGGCUUGCUGCUGCUGACCGUUUAGGCCUUACUCAGUAAAUGGAAGCCUUCACUCACUCUGAAAGUCAAUAAUAAAUCUUUAACGGAUACUUAAAAUUAGUGAUGAAUGUAGAACGAUCCAGUUCACACCACCUGCGGCUCAGAUUGAGCUCUGAGCUGUUUGCCAUACAAAUUUCUGUCUGGAAAGCGCAUUUUGGCCACUUGUAACGCCUCUGCUAAUGUCAUACGUGGCUACGAAUGAAAUGCCAAUUCGCAUUAGAAGUCCUAGCAGAUAUUAGAUAAAGGAAAACUGCAUGCCUCUUUUUUUCUUUUCCUUUUUUCUUUUUUUUUUAAUCAAAAAUAUCAUUAGACAUCUUUAGGGCACUGGUCAUCUCUCUGGGUUACCAAAAUAACAGCAAUCCUAGUUGUUCCUAUCAUGUUGUCUGUCUCGAAGCCUCCACAUGUUUUGUCCAUGGCACGUUACAAGCAGCAGGGUUCUGAGUAGGGGUGUUUAGAAUAACCUAAUGUCACUUUCAGUCCGGUUGCAUAUAUGUUUGUGUCUUUAUAAAAGGCUUUAACCCUGCCUCAAACAAUAAAGAGCACUUGCAAACUGA